CCUCAGCUGAUUCAAGUGAUCGUGAUUCAGCUAGGCGUCAAGGUGAACGUGGUUCCGAAACGUGUACGGCCAACUCUAAAACUAUAACUUUCUCCUUGUUUUGAUGUCAGCUCGUCACAUAAAGGAAAUAUCCGGAUGGAGGAGACUUUAACUUAAGAGCUACGGCACUGAGAGCAAUAUGUCGACUAGCUGCUACCACAAUGAAACCGUCGUCUUCUUCUACCAACAUGUGGGUAAGAAGAUCAGAGAUGAAUGGAAUCUACGGGACGCCGUGGUCAUCGGACUAGGCUUGACAGUAGCUUUGCUGGUGGUGCUCGCCAACCUGAUGGUGAUGGUAGCCAUUUUCACAAACCGCCGCUUCCACUUCCCCAUCUACUACCUGCUGGGCAACAUGGCAGCAGCAGACCUGUUUGCAGGUCUGUCCUACGCCAACCUGAUGCUGAACACAGGCCCCCGGACUAAGGACCUCACUAUGAAGCUGUGGUACAUCCGCGGGGCUUUGAUUGACGUCAGCCUCACUGCCUCCGUGGCCAACCUCCUGGCUGUGGCCGUGGAGCGCCACCAGACCAUCACCACCAUGCAGCUGCACAGCAACAUGACAAAGAGGCGUGUGGUGCUGCUCAUCAUCUCCAUCUGGGUGGCAGGGAUUAUCAUGGGACUGGUGCCUUCGCAGUUUUGGAACUGUGAAUGUGAUCUGGAGGACUGCUCCAGUGUCGCCCCCCUCUACAGCCGCCGCUUCUUGAUCUUCUGGGCAGUUCUCAACCUGCUCAGCUUUUUUAUCAUGCUGCUCAUUUACGCUCGCAUAUUCUUUUAUGUGAAACGCCAGAGUCGGCACACGUCUUCGCACACCUCAGAGGCACACAAUCAGACCAUCAUCAACCUGAUGAAAACUAUCUCCAUGGUCCUGGGUGCCUUUGUGAUCUGCUGGACACCCGGCCUCAUCAUUCUCCUCAUGGACGGCGUGCUUGAAAAGGACAAGAGCCCCGCUAACCGCUAUGAGAAGUACUGUUUGGCCAUAGCGGAGUGCAACUCUCUGGUCAAUCCAAUCAUCUACACCUUGCGGGACGCCGAGAUGCGGCGAACGUUCAAGUCGAUCCUCUGCUGUUUGUGUCGAAAAGGCGUCGGUCAGCAGAGGGAGCCUUUGCCGAUAGAAAUGGACUCGCCGACAAAAGAGCAAACCCUUGGCUACAACUCAGAAGAUAAGACCUUGUGGGAGUCUCAGGAUACAAACAGUAAAGAUGGCAAGUGGACAGUACCUGCUGUAUGAUGGAGAGAAAAAAAAACCUUUUUGUUAUAAGUGUAUAUUUUGGUAAAUUUCAUGUUGAAUUUGAAAAUGUUCAUACGAAUUAAAAAGAAAAAAAAAAUUGUACAACCGUUAGCAUUGGAGACAAGCAUUGCUCUCUCAGGUCGUUUCUUUGGUCUUUGUGCGGCUAACAAAUCCACCCUAAUCAACAGAUGGUGCAAUCUCUCCUUUUAUUACAUUAGACUAUCACAAGAGCAUUUGUGACAACUUAUAAAAUGAAACACUCCUAAAAUGAAAUACUGAAGAGAGAAGAAAAAAAAAAAUCACACUAAAUUGUUUUAUUAAUUUUCUAAUAAGAACACUACAAUUUUUGUCAUAUUCCUCCGUUUUGUUUUACUCUUUCUAGAUCAAUUCUAAAGUUGAGGUAUAAAAGGAGUUCAUACAGACUCACAAGUCUGAAAACAGUGGGGUUAUAUACAAGAGAAAUGGAAAGACAGAGGUAGAGAGAGGGGUAAAUACAAGGGCAAGAGGGAGAUACAAAUAUACUAAUAAAAACAAACAAAUGAAGGUUUACAAAGACAUUUGGUGCUGUGGAACUAACCCAGUUGCAUGAUUCAAAUAUUUAAAAAUGUUAGUUUACAAUAAGAUUUUAUUAUUGAGUUACAACUCUGCUGCAAAAUGCAUGAGCUCACAAAGUGUAUAUAUUGACAUCAAGUUUUUAGGCAUCGAUGUAUCUGCCAAUAGUCGCUGAGGCAACAAACGAGGGGAUGCAAAACGGUGCUUGUAAUUUCAGCAAACGUUUUACAGAGCAAUCAGAUUGGAAAUAAAAAA
Fundulus heteroclitus (mummichog) is the source of this 2074-nucleotide messenger RNA. RefSeq names its product lysophosphatidic acid receptor 2a (gene lpar2a). The transcript is spliced from 4 exons. Gene Ontology annotation, molecular function: lysophosphatidic acid receptor activity. Gene Ontology annotation, cellular component: membrane. The record is from RefSeq and is a predicted model, not a curated record. Gene Ontology annotation, biological process: G protein-coupled receptor signaling pathway. The coding region runs from base 179 to 1267 and encodes 362 amino acids. Lineage: Eukaryota; Metazoa; Chordata; Actinopteri; Cyprinodontiformes; Fundulidae.